This is a messenger RNA of Cucurbita maxima (winter squash), 1832 nucleotides long. Its product is annotated as trihelix transcription factor GTL2-like. Lineage: Eukaryota; Viridiplantae; Streptophyta; Magnoliopsida; Cucurbitales; Cucurbitaceae. The coding region runs from base 169 to 1716 and encodes 515 amino acids. The transcript has 2 exons. The record is from RefSeq and is a predicted model, not a curated record.
UUUCAUAAAGAAGAUUGAGAUCUAGAGAGAGAAGAAGCAAAAAAACAAGUUAUAAUAGAGAAAUUGAGAGAUGGGUUUUGUAUAGGGCUGCGUGUUUUGUUGUAUUAUUUCAAGCAUUUUCCCAAUUUUACACCAGAGGAGAGAGAGAAGAACAAAGAACGAAGAACAAUGUUCGAAGGAUCAGUGUCCGAGCAGCUUCAUCAAUUCUUAGCUCCAAGAACAACAACGACUACAACAACAACAACGCCACCGAAUUCUAAUUCUCUUCCGUUUCUUCUUCAUUCUCCAAAUUUCAACUUCCACCCAUUUGAUUCUUACAAUCCAUCUUCUAAUCACCAUCUUGUUCAUCAAUCUUCCGAGAACGAUAACGAGACGACGACGACGACAACGACAAUGGCGAAUUUGUCGGUGGCCAUGGAUUUGGAGGAGGAUCAUCAUCAUCAUAAUCAAUGGAGCAAUGAUGAGCUUCUUGCCCUCCUCAGAAUCAGAUCCAACAUUGACAAUUGCUUCCCUGAAUCCACUUGGGAACAUGUUUCAAGGUACAGAAAAUUAGGAGAGGUGGGCUUCACAAGAACACCAGAGAAAUGCAAGGAGAAAUUUGAAGAUGAGAGUAGGUAUUUCAACCACAUUAACUACAACAAAACUUGCAUGUUCCUCACUACUCAUGAGCUUAACUAUCAUCAAGAAACCGAGGACGGUGGGGCCGUCGUAGUAGUACCCGAAGAAGCCAAACACGAAAGGGGAAACGACAACAACGACGACAACGACGAGCAACAACAGAGUAGUAAAUCGAAGAAGAAGAGGAAGACGAGGACGACGAGGCAAAGGGAAUUUGAAGUGUUGAAGGGUUAUUGUGAGGAUAUUGUGAAGAACAUGAUGAUCCAACAAGAGGAGAUUCAUUCAAAGCUUUUACAUGAAAUGUUGAAGAGAGAAGAAGAGAAGAUUGCUAAAGAGGAGUGUUGGAAGAAGCAACAAAUGGAGAGAUUUCAUAAGGAGCUUCAAAUGAUGGCUCAAGAACAAGCCAUUGCAAGUGAUAGACAAGCUACAAUCAUUGAAAUUUUGAAUCAAAUUUCAAUUUCAAACCCUUUUUCUUCCUCUAAAUCCAAAAAGGAUUUACAAAAUUUGCUUCAUUCAUUGAACCAUCAUCAUAAUAAUAACAAUAAUCUCCCUAAUUCUCCUUCUUCCUCCUCCUUAAUCCAAACCCAAAACCCUAAAAACCCUAGUUCAUCAACCCAAAUCCUUCCUCCUCAAGACCCGAAUUCAAACCCGCCACCAUUUUCCAUUCAAAAGCUUCCCCAAAACCCGAAAACUCGAGAAAAGGAGGUAGAUGACGUGGGAAAACGAUGGCCGAGAGAUGAAGUGUUGGCUCUAGUGAACGUGAGGUGUAGCCUUUACGACAACAACAGCAACAACAACAACAACAGUGAUCAGGAUAAGAGCGGUGGCACGGAUCAAGCAACGUUGCUAAAAGCGCCGUUGUGGGAGAGAAUCUCGCAAGGAAUGCUUCAAUUGGGUUACAAGAGAAGCGCCAAGAGAUGCAAAGAGAAAUGGGAGAAUAUAAACAAGUACUUUAGAAAGACGAAAGAUGUGAACAAGAAGAGAUCUAUUGACUCAAGAACUUGCCCUUAUUUUCACCAACUCAGUACAUUGUACAAUCAAGGAGGGAAUAGGAGCAUGGAAAACUUGCCGGAUAAUGUUGUCCGAAAACCACUAUGACCUGUCGCAAAACCUCCUAGAUUUGUAUUACAUGUCUGAAAUAACGUUGUUGGUUCGAGGCUAUUUGUAAGUUGUCUUGGAUUCUUUUUUUGCAUAAUAUACAUUAUAUUAGUUUA